AUUGUGAGAACGAUAAACGGAGGCGAGGUAUGACACCCAAAAACAUGGCGUGGAGUCCGGAUGGCUGCGUCGUAGAUCAUCGAGAAGGCGUUUAUUAUAUCGCGAAUUGGAUUUCCUCUUGGUCCGCAGUGGUGCCUGUGGACUUGAUAGCAUAUUUGCUGAUGUUUUUCUCUAUACAAGUUAAGUAUGCAGACCAAAGAAUCAAGGAGACAUGUAUUAUGUUGAGAUCACUCCUGUGAUAUGUCUGCCAUUUCGACCUAUCUCAGAAUGAUACGUAGAUUAAGCCCGUGCUUGAGAAGUAUCGGCGGAUUCCGGCGACGUUUCAGUCGAAACCCUCACAC
This is a messenger RNA of Mytilinidion resinicola, 341 nucleotides long. RefSeq lists its product as uncharacterized. The transcript has a single exon. Lineage: Eukaryota; Fungi; Ascomycota; Dothideomycetes; Mytilinidiales; Mytilinidiaceae. The record is from RefSeq and is a predicted model, not a curated record. The coding region runs from base 45 to 239 and encodes 64 amino acids.